AUGAGAACGCUUCACCACAGUAACAUAGUAAAGUUGCUUCAGAUUCUUGACACCAACCACAAAACCUACCUUGUGAUGGAAUACGCAGCCCGCGGAUCCCUGUGGCAACACAUCAACAACUGUGGGCGUCUACAGGAGGAAGAGGCACGUACCAUGUUCACAGAACUGUCUUUGGCCAUCAACUAUAUCCAUGAUCGGAAUAUUGUCCACCGAGACAUCAAAGCCGAGAACGUCCUAUUGGAUUGGGAGGGGCAUGUGAAACUAAGUGACUUUGGGUUAAGCAAAAGACUGGCCUCAGGGGAAAAGUUUCAGGGGUUGUGCGGUACACCACAAUAUUGUGCUCCUGAAGUAUUCCAUCAUACACCCUACGACGGACUUCCAACAGAUAUUUGGAGCACCGGUGUGCUCUUGUACUUUUUAUGUUGGCCACCUUCCUUUUGAAGAGAUAGAACACUCCAAGAUAAAGGACAUGAUCCUAUCCCAGAACUACUGGAUCCCAUAUUGUCUCUCCCCAGACCUUCGAGACCUACUGAAUGCAUUAAUGACAAUAGACCCUACAAGAAGGCCAUCCAUCAAAGAAAUAUUAGCACACCCAUGGCUGUGCCAUGA
Grammomys surdaster is the source of this 609-nucleotide messenger RNA. Its product is annotated as sperm motility kinase-like. Gene Ontology annotation, biological process: negative regulation of glycogen biosynthetic process; protein phosphorylation; intracellular signal transduction. Gene Ontology annotation, molecular function: protein serine/threonine kinase activity; ATP binding. Lineage: Eukaryota; Metazoa; Chordata; Mammalia; Rodentia; Muridae. The record is from RefSeq and is a predicted model, not a curated record. Gene Ontology annotation, cellular component: cytoplasm; nucleus; cytosol.